Penicillium pulvis is the source of this 1377-nucleotide messenger RNA. Its product is annotated as glycoside hydrolase family 76 protein. Bases 1 to 1377 code for a protein of 458 amino acids. Gene Ontology annotation, molecular function: mannan endo-1,6-alpha-mannosidase activity. The transcript is spliced from 4 exons. The record is from RefSeq and is a predicted model, not a curated record. Lineage: Eukaryota; Fungi; Ascomycota; Eurotiomycetes; Eurotiales; Aspergillaceae. Gene Ontology annotation, biological process: carbohydrate catabolic process; fungal-type cell wall biogenesis.
AUGGUUUUAAGGCCUUUCUCAACAGUAUGGCCCCUGCCAUUGAUAGCGCUAUCAUGUUUGAAUCCUUUGGUCGCCGGCGCAGGGGUAGCCCUUGAUAUCGAUAGUGACGACUCAAUUAGAUCGGCUGCCAGCACUGUCGCUUAUGACCUUGUUACCUUUUACACGGGCAACAAUACUGGCGAUGUGCCUGGAAAUCUUCCAGACCCGUAUUAUUGGUGGGAAGCGGGGGCCUUUUUCGGGGCUCUGGUCAAUUACUGGGCAUUUACUGGGGAUUCGACUUAUAACAAUAUCACCAUUCAAGCAAUGGAGCACCAGGCCGGUGAUAAGGGUGAUUUCAUGCCAAACAAUCAGACAUACACCGAGGGUAACGAUGACCAAUGCUUCUGGGCCCUCAGUGCAAUGAUGGCUGCCGAGCGAAACUUUACAAACCCGAGUUCCUCAUACCCUGGUUGGCUGUCGAUGGUUCAGGCUGUGUUCAAUGAGCAAGCUAACCGCUGGGAUACAGCGAGCUGUAAUGGAGGUCUGCGUUGGCAAAUUUACACUUGGAAUGCCGGAUACAAUUACAAGAACACAAUCGCAAAUGGCUGUUUCUUUGACAUCGCCGCCCGCUUGGCUCGAUAUACUGGCAAUGAGACCUACGCUGAAUGGGCCACUAAAUCUUGGAAUUGGGCCAAGGCCGUCGGAUUGAUCACCUCGGACUACCAAGUAUACGACGGAACGACGGAUGUCAGCAAUUGCACUUCCUAUGAUAGAACUCGUUGGUCAUAUACUGCAGGAAUUUAUCUUCAUGGCGCCUCCGUGAUGUACAACUAUACUUCGUCACUUUCAACCAACGCAACCUCGACAAAUUCUUCAUCAGCCUCCACAUGGAAAACUCGACUGGAUGCACUUCUCUCAAAAACGAGUUUUCUUUUUUCGACAAAUGAAUCCAGUCGUCAUGUCAUGUACGAGCCCCCUGCAUACCUAUCCCGAUGGAUGGCCGAUGUCACACAACUUGCGCCAUACACAUACGACACUAUCAUGAUAAAAUUGCGAGCUACAGCGCAGGCUGCUGUAGCCCAGUGCCAAGGCGGAACUACUGGCACCUUCUGUGGCUUUCGCUGGUCGAGUGGCAGUUACGAUGGGACGACUGGCGUUGGUCAGCAAAUGGGGGUUCUCGAGGUUCUUCAGGGACUCCUUUCUGCUAAUGUCAGUGCGCCUGUCACGGCCACUACAGGUGGAACGAGUGAAGGCAAUAGUGCCGCUGGAACCGAGUCAGAUACAACUACCGAAGUCCAAUACUCUGCUCUUACUACGGCUGAUAGGGCUGGGGCAUCAAUAAUGACUGCCAUAGUGAUUGGUCUGAUAUUCUCUGCUGUCUAUAUGAUGAUCACUUAA